AUGGAACAGGUUUAUAUGAGACAGCCCCCAGGGUUCUGUGAUCCAUUGCGACCGAAACAUGUGUGUCGUUUGAAGAAGGCUAUUUACGGUCUUAAACAGGCUCCCCGUGCCUGGUAUAUGGCAUUAUCGUCGUUCUUAAUUUCUUUUGGAUUCAGGAAAUCGAGGGCAGAUUAUUCUCUCUUUAUCUAUCAAUAUGGUGAUAUUAUGGCAUAUUUUAUGGUGUACUUGGAUGAUAUAAUCCUAACAGGAAGUUCUCCCGCCUUCUUGGGUCAAUUUGUUAAGUCCUUGGCAGCCCUGUUUUCUCUCAAGGAUCUCGGCCCUUUGCGUCACUUUCUUGGGGUUGAGCUAGUUCCCACUCCCGCGGGUAUUUUUCUCUCUCAAGCACAGUAUAUAACGAAUAUUCUCACAGAAUUUCACAUGCAGGAUGCAAAGUCCAUUUCCACGCCUGGGUCUGCCACAGAGCUACAUGGUGAUGAUGGCUCGGGUUUAGCGGAUAACACCUUGUACCGGCGUGCUGUUGGGCUCCUGCAAUAUCUGUCCAUCACUAGGCCUGACGUUAGCUUCAUUGUUAAUCGUCUAUCGCAAUUUCUGAAUGCCCUAACUUUGUUGCAUUGGCAAGGGGUGAAAUGUGUGCUACGUUAUCUCAAGGGCACUGUGUGUCACGCCCUGUUUCUGCGUCGUGGAUCAAGUCUGAAUCUCACUGCUUUUUCAGAUGUUAGCUGGGGUGGAAUUCAUGACGGAGGACGAAUGACGAAGGGGUAUGUUGUGUAUUUGGGGUCUAACAUUAUUUCCUGGCGAUCAGUUCGUCAAAAAGCAGUUGUGCGGUCCUCUACCGAAGCGGAAUAUCGUGCGCUUGCAAAUGUGGCGACCGAAGUAGUUUGGCUACGAAACUUACUGCUUGAUCUGGGUGACUACUGCACCGGGCUUAUAUUGUGA
Messenger RNA from Ipomoea nil (Japanese morning glory), 936 nucleotides. RefSeq lists its product as uncharacterized. Bases 1 to 936 code for a protein of 311 amino acids. The transcript has a single exon. Lineage: Eukaryota; Viridiplantae; Streptophyta; Magnoliopsida; Solanales; Convolvulaceae. The record is from RefSeq and is a predicted model, not a curated record.